AUGAAUGUGGCCAUAUAUACGACCCCCGCGGACGCCCUCUGCCCUCACACCUCCAUCCGUCCCAUUCCAAGCCUGGGCUUUUUUCGUUCAUCGAUCUCCUCGUUUCUGCGUUUUCCCGCGAACAUCAUGAAGCUUUCAGCAUUCUUAAUGUACUACCUAGUGAACCAACCUGCCAUUCAGAACUUCACAUGGAUUCCCAACGAGACCCCAGCUUCAUCUUUUCAGUUUCCCCUCAUCACCGACGCCUGUUACUUAUUUAUCAUCUUCCUCCUCACUCGUGUCUUUCGCCUCAGGCUUCCUCCGCCCAUCCUCAAACCCAUCACCGCCGUCUAUAACACUGUCAUUCUCCUGCUCUCCUUCAUCAUGGCCCUCGGUUGCACCUUGUCCACCGUGUCCAAUGCACCUGACCUCCACUGGAUCAUCUGCUUCCCGCCCGACACCCCACCCUCCGGCCCCGUAUUCUUCUGGGCCUACGUCUUCUACCUCUCCAAGAUCCUAGAAUUCCUCGACACUCUGCUGAUCCUCUUGUCAGACUCCACCCAACGCCUCACCCUUCUCCACGUGUCCCACCACGCCGUCGUGGUCGACAUGUGCUACGUUUGGCUCUGGACGUCUCAGUCGCUGUUCCCGGUGGUGCUCGUGACCAACGCCUCCGUGCACGUGCUGAUGUACGCCUACUACUUAUUGUGCGUACUCGGGGUCCGUCCCAAAUGGAAGAGGUUGGUGACGGAGUGCCAGAUCGCUCAGUUCCGAGCCAGCUUCGGCGCUUUGGCCCUCAUGCUGGGGUGCCACUUUUUCGGGCCUGGUUGCUCCGGAGUCUGGGGUUGGAUCCUCAACGUCUUCUUCUAUGCUUGGCUUCUGUUCCACUUUCUGAACUUCCGUGAGCAGGCGUACAAGUCGAAGUCCGAGUAG
This is a messenger RNA of Neltuma alba, 912 nucleotides long. RefSeq names its product elongation of fatty acids protein A-like. Bases 1 to 912 code for a protein of 303 amino acids. Gene Ontology annotation, cellular component: endoplasmic reticulum membrane. Gene Ontology annotation, molecular function: fatty acid elongase activity. Lineage: Eukaryota; Viridiplantae; Streptophyta; Magnoliopsida; Fabales; Fabaceae. Gene Ontology annotation, biological process: fatty acid elongation, polyunsaturated fatty acid; fatty acid elongation, saturated fatty acid; very long-chain fatty acid biosynthetic process. The record is from RefSeq and is a predicted model, not a curated record. The transcript has a single exon.